Plasmopara halstedii is the source of this 588-nucleotide messenger RNA. RefSeq lists its product as uncharacterized. The record is from RefSeq and is a predicted model, not a curated record. The transcript has a single exon. NCBI's taxonomy places the organism in Eukaryota, Oomycota, Peronosporomycetes, Peronosporales, Peronosporaceae. Bases 179 to 415 code for a protein of 78 amino acids.
UCGGAGGAAGGAUACCGCUUCACCUUUGCACAAAGAGCACUGCAACUUUGAUGCAGGAGGUAUAGACGGGGGAUAUGUGGUUCAUAUGACACCUGGGCAAUCUUGCUGAAGUUGAAUCUCAAAUUCGGAGAAAGGAUACCGCUUCACCACGUGAAUACGCCGACCCAUUACUCUCUUCAUGCACAGAAUUCGGUGGAGGAUGAUCUUCCAGUGGCUAGUUCUCUUGUUUGUGAAAAGACGUCGAAUGUCUCCGAGUGUAACGGGGUACGCACCCUAUUUCUUGCUGUGCACGUAUACAAUCCCUGUUGCUUGGGAAGCUCAAGAUGAAGUAACACGACGAAGUAUCAUGCUUUGUGCUCACAAAAACGGGACUUCUAUACAAGUUAGAGAAAAUCAUGCGUUGAAAGUAAAUUGAUAAUCAUGCCGAUAUUAGCCGAUUCCAUUUUAAGCUUGCUCAGGCUGUAAAUAAACCGCUUCAUUCAGAGCGAAUUGCUUUUGAUAAUUUGAGAGACGCUGGUGAAGCUCAUACCAUUUUGGGCGUAGAUUUAUUUCUGGGGUUAAUGAUGUCAACAAAUUGUAAAAGUCCAU